AUGGGCAAGUACGUCGUGCCGACAGCAGAAGAGAGGGAGGGCGGCAGUGACGUGGUGGUAAAGUGCCUUCUCAUCGGUGGAGCUCGCGCCGGGAAGUCUUCGCUGCUAAAGGCAUUCAGUCGAGAGGACUUCCGUGAGGAGUACCAAGCUACCAUUGGUGUGGAAUUCAACACUUUGCGGUUCCAGUCUGAGGAAGGGCUUAUUCUCAAGCUUCAGGUCUGGGACACGGCUGGCAUGGACCGAUUCAGAGCCAUUGUCAGUGCGUACUAUAGAGGGGCUGCUGGCUUCCUCGCAGUCUUUUCUCUCGGCAGCCGGGCCUCCUUAGAGGAGACCCUGAAGAUCGUCCGCGAUGCUCAAAGCCAGUAUCAAGAAUCUUGCCGCUGUAUGUGCUUGGUGGGCACACAUGCAGACCUGCCCGAGCCGGAGGUGACAGAGGAGGAGGCUCUUCAGUUGGCUGCCGAGAACCAGUGCCCGUACUUCGCGGUUUCCUGCAAGACUGGACAACACGUCCAUGACCCGCUCUUUGCAUGGCUGGACAUGUUCAUCGAGCGGGAGGUUGGCGGAGAGGCAAAGCAUGCAUCCCUUUUCCUCUACCAGAAGCUCAGGACUUUGGUGCCUUCUGAGCUCGAGGAGACGAUGAGGGAUCCAGUCAGCCGCCUAGUUCCGGUUCCUUUCUACGUGCUGCCAUACAAGUUCCGCCUGGCGGUGCACAGAGGGGUCGGUGGCCUCGCCCAGGGAAUCGCCGCACCCAGAAAAGGGAGUUGCCCUCGUGCGCAUCUGCAGGAGUUGCAGGAUAUGAUGCCGCUCUGCACUAGCGACGGAGCGGUGCCCAACUUCCUGGCACGGCUCCUCGCUGUGCGCGGCGCGGAAGCGGCUCCAGCUUCAUCGGAGCCGGCAACCGAAGCUGCUGCAGCGGCAGCUCACUCGGGAGUCCGGGAUGGCCUGGACCAGCUGGUGGUGGACGCCCUCACGGUCUACAUGAGCGGCUGGCGGAUCUGCAAUGGCGGAUCAGCCAAAAUGGAGGAGAGCGAGCCGGUCUCCGUGCUGGCAGCAAGCCGGCAGAUUCUCGAGCGACGAGGACGCUCCCCAGCUGGCGUGGGCCGACCCCAGCCGAGGCAAAAGCAAGGCCACGACCUGCAGGAGCCCAAACUCCGGCUAGGCCCAGAUCGUUCCUUCUAA
Messenger RNA from Symbiodinium sp. CCMP2456, 1179 nucleotides. NCBI's taxonomy places the organism in Eukaryota, Dinophyceae, Suessiales, Symbiodiniaceae. The record is from the annotation of a GenBank genome assembly.